AUGGCUUCCCCUUUCACCGGCGGGCUUCUCCACUGGGAGAAGCAUUAUGGAAACUCCACAUGCGAUGGACAAAAGGCUGGCGAUCUCCAAGCGAACUGCAGUGGCACUGCCUACAAUGCAGACAAAUCAGGGAAAGCCCCAGAAAGCGCAACACAGAAGGAAGCAAGCCGCAGCGAAAGCCACUCUCAGGCUUCAGGGUUUCCGGACCAUUCCCAAAGGUUUCCUCCUCCUGUCCUGUCGACCCUGAGUCUGGAUGAGAGAUUUGAACGAUGCAUGGCAGUCGCCGAAGAAUGCAUUCAACCCGAGGAGCUGAGAUCCCUUUUGGAGAAAAAGGCGAACCCUAUUGCCUAUGACGGCUUUGAGCCAAGCGGACGCAUGCACAUUGCCCAGGGUCUCAUGAAGGUGAAGAACGUCAACAGACUAACGAGCGCCGGCUGUGUCUUUGUGUUUUGGGUUGCGGAUUGGUUUGCAAUGCUCAACAACAAAAUGGGGGGCGAUCUGAAAAAGAUUCGCAAGGUGGGCGAAUACUUCGUGGAAGUUUGGAAAUCCGCGGGCAUGAAUAUGGACAAUGUGCGGUUCCUUUGGGCCAGCGAGGAAAUCGGAAGGGCGCCAGAUCAGUACUGGCAACUCGUGAUGAACAUUGCAAAAGCAAAUAGUAUUUCGAGGAUCAAGAGGUGCUCUCAAAUUAUGGGCCGUUCUGAGGGCGACGACCAGCCAGCAGCGCAAAUCAUGUACCCGUGCAUGCAGUGCGCAGACAUCUUUUACUUGCAGGCUGAUAUUUGCCAGUUGGGAAUGGAUCAACGGAAGGUGAAUAUGCUAGCGCGAGAGUACUGCGACGAAAUUAAGCGGAAGCACAAACCCGUUAUUCUCUCUCACCAUAUGCUGCCAGGUCUCCUCGAGGGGCAGGAGAAAAUGUCAAAGUCCAACGCGGACUCAGCCAUUUUCAUGGAAGACUCAGAAGCCGUGAACAGGAAGAUAAAGAAGGCAUUUUGCCCUCCAGGCCAGCUGAAGGACAACCCAUGCAUUGCGUAUGUUGAGCAUUUGGUGUUCCCGGACUCGCCAUUUGAGGUGUUGCGAUCGGCGGAAAAUGGGGGGAACGUGACAUUUAGAACAGUAGAGGAAUUGAGAGAGAGCUACGCUUCAGGUGCUUUACAUCCUGGGGAUCUCAAGGCUUCCUUGGCAAGAGAAAUUAAUAAGAGGCUAGAACCUGUCCGCAAGCACUUUCAAACGGAUGAUCGUGCAAAAAAACUCCUGCAACAGAUCUCCGCAUAUCGCAUAACGCGCUGA
Messenger RNA from Cyclospora cayetanensis, 1287 nucleotides. RefSeq names its product tyrosine--tRNA ligase 1, cytoplasmic. The transcript is spliced from 7 exons. Gene Ontology annotation, biological process: tRNA aminoacylation for protein translation. Lineage: Eukaryota; Apicomplexa; Conoidasida; Eucoccidiorida; Eimeriidae. Gene Ontology annotation, molecular function: ATP binding; tyrosine-tRNA ligase activity. Bases 1 to 1287 code for a protein of 428 amino acids. The record is from RefSeq and is a predicted model, not a curated record.